Molecule: messenger RNA, 2802 nt
Organism: Vicia villosa (hairy vetch)
Lineage: Eukaryota; Viridiplantae; Streptophyta; Magnoliopsida; Fabales; Fabaceae
Exons: 3
Coding region: 1-2802 (933 amino acids)
Source: RefSeq, a predicted model, not a curated record
AUGAUUGUGUCGUGGAAUAUCCGGGGACUGAAUAAGGUGGGGAAGAUAAAAGAGAUUAAAACCCGACUCUUAAAUCUUCAUCCUAUAAUUAGCAUUUUAGUUGAAACUAGAGUCAAGAAGUGUAAAGCUAAUAAGAUUAGGGAGAGUCUUGGAUUUCCAGGUUGCUUUGUUGACAAUUAUCAAGAUCACCCUAAUGGGCGUAUCUGGAUUGUGUGGGAUGACUCUAAGGUGAACCUAAGAGUAUGCAGUAGUUCAAGCCAACAUAUUCAAUGUGGUGUGUACAAGUUGAAUGGAGAAUUUUUAUUUUGGCUAACUGGUAUCUAUGCCCAUAAUCAGUUGGAGUUAAGAAGGAAGCUAUGGAAGGAGAUCAUCAAAAUUCACUCUACUCAAACUGGUCCAUGGUAUGCCAUUGGAGAUUACAACAAUGUUGCAUCUGCUCAAGACAGAAUUGGGGGGAAAUUGGUUGGUAUCCACGAGUACUGUGACCUUAUUAACAUGAUGCAAGUUACUGAAAUGGCCGAGAUAGAUAAUGUGGGAGAACAUUUCACUUGGUCCAAUAGGCAUAUCACAGGCACCAUCUAUUCUCACAUUGACCGUGCUAUCUACAAUAGUGCCUGGUUUCUAAAGUAUAAUAACCAUACUCUUAGUGUUUUACCUCCUAACCUAUAUGACCAUUCUAUGUUGUUUAUCAGUGGCCCUGCUGAAGGUAGACGGAAUAACCAUUUUAAAUUCAACAAUUAUCUGCUAGAUAUUGAUGGUUUUCAGGUUAUGGCAAAGGAGUUUUGGGAGAAGCCUGCGAGGGGUUCUUCAAUGCAACGGCUAUGGUUCAAACUCCAGAGAUUGAAGAAGAAUGUUAAGAGGUUUAGUAGAGAUAAUGGCAAUAUGAUGAGUAAACUGCAGGAUGUUAGAGCUAAUCUCCAUCAGGCCCAGCUGGAGCUUAUCAAUAAUAGGCAGGAUCCUAGCAUUAUAGAGAGGAUUAAGCAGUUAUCUAAUGAUAUCAAUAUGAUUCAUGAGCAUGAAUAUUCUAGGAUACGACAAAGGACAAAACUCAACUGGAUAAGGCAGGGUGAUGAUAAUUCCAAGUUCUUUUUUGCUUAUCUUAAGGCAAGACAGAACAAAAGCUGUAUCAAAUUUCUUCAAAAGGAGAAUGGAGAUAUUAUAACUGAGCAGAAUGAUCUUGAAAAAGAAGUUAUGGAAUUUUAUGGCAGUCUCAUGGGGGAUCGGGUUAGGCACAUUCAACAUAUAGAUAUUGCUGCUAUGAGGGAGGGAAAACAACUAGACAUGGAUCAACAGAUGGACCUUACUUGCCAAGUCACGAUUCCGGAAAUUGAAGCUGCCCUAAAAGGUAUUGGUGAUUAUAAAUCUCCUGGAAUUGAUGGUUUUAAUGUCAAGUUGUUUAAAAAAUGCUGGCCUUUUAUGCAAAAAGAUAUUGUGGAUAGUGUUACUGAAUUCUUUCGGACAGGUGUGAUUGAUAGUAGAUUUAAUAAAACUGUGGUCACGCUUAUUCCGAAAGGUGACAAUGCUAAGUGUAUUAGAGACUUUCAGCCAAUUGUGGGUUGUACCACCUUCCUGAAGAUUAUCUCAAAAAUUCUCACUGCUAGAUUGAGGAAAGUUCUUCCGAGCGUCAUCAACUUUAAUCAAGCUGCUUUCGUGGUAGGACAAGACAUACACAAUCAUAUUCACCUUGCCUAUGAAUUAUUGAAGGGUUAUGAGAGGAAAACAGGGACGCCCCGAUGUAUGUUUCAAAUUGACUUACAGAAGGCGUACGAUAUGGUUCAUUGGGAUGCCUUGGUUUGUAUUAUGAAGGAGGUGGGUAUCCCGAAUAUCUUUACUAAUUGGGUGAUGAACUUAGUCAAUUCUGUUUGUUAUGUUUUUAAAGUCAAUGGUAGAUGCAUGGUGAGGAUGCAGCAUGCUCCGGGAUUUCAUCAUCAUGACAAAUGCAAGCCACUUGAAUUAACGAAUCUUGCGUUUGCUGACGAUAUCUUACUGUUUUGUAGAGGCGAAGCACAUUCUGUCCAGCUCCUAAUGAAUACUUUUCAGAGUUUUUCUGCUUCUACAGGGCUUAUUUUCAACAGUCGAAAAUGUAAGGCCUUUUAUGGUAGUGUUGAUGACGAAAACCGGCGCCUUAUCCAAGCUAUAUCAGGGUUUGAUGAAGGAAAGUUUCAUGUUCGUUAUCUGGGAGUUCCCCUCAGCAGCAAGAAACUCAGUUUGAACCAAUAUCUUCCUCUUGUUGAUAAAAUUAAUAGCAAAAUCCGACACUGGUCCUCAAAGAUGCUUAGUUAUGCUGGUCGUGUUCAACUUGUCCGUAGCGUUAUUGGGUCCAUAACUCAGUAUUGGAUGCUUAACUUUCCCCUCCCCAAAUCUGUUUUGAAGCAAAUUGAUACUAUUUGCUGUACUUUUGUGUGGACAGGGUUGUAUAGAUUUGGGAUGUUGGAUAAUAAGAUGUGCAGUUUAUGUGAUCAAGUGGAGGAAACAGUGGAUCACCUCUUCUUUGAUUGUCCUGCUACUAAGAGAAUAUGGAAUGCAAUUCUGUACUGGCUGAAUAUUCAUCAGUGUCCUUUGCCUUGGAAUUUAGAGCUGAAUUGGAUUUUGGAGAAAACUAAAGGAAAAGGUUGGAGAGCUAUGCUCCUUAAGCUGGCUUUAACGGAAACAGUUCAUGAAAUCUGGUUAUUUCGUAAUGAUUUUAUCUUCAAUAGCGAUACUCAUAGAAAUAAUACAAUGGAAAAGAUUAUUGAUUGCAUAGUAUAUAGAGGUUGGGAUAAUAGAAAACUUAGAUUGCAUGUGGCAAAUCUAAUGUUAUAG